UAUACAUCUAUUUUGAAGACUGGCACAAAUGCUACUUUGACUUGGCAUUUCUCCAAUAUUAAAUAUUCGCUACGAAAAUUUUCAAGUGUUUUGACUAUUGAAUGAUUCUGGGCAGAAAUGUGUUUCACCUAAACGCGUUAAUAGUUUAGUUUAAAUUUCCAAAGUAAUUAUCCAAUGCUGAAUACGCAAAGGUAUUCCAGGCCAAAAUUCAUCAAAAUCCGAAUUCUAGACUCAAGAUCAUGGCUUCCGUCGAUUUAGGGAAUCCAUCUAACAAACAAACAGUGACUGUCACCGGAGUUGAAGAAACCCUAGACGACCGAAUCAGUCAAUUGCCGGACUCACUCCUAAUUCAAAUUCUCUCUCUUUUGCCAACCAAGGAGGCAUUCAAAACCUGUAUUCUAUCAAAAAGGUGGCAGUAUCUCUGUACUUCAGUUUAUAACCUAAAUUUCACUGACGCAGAAAAUAUGCGACAAGAAGCCUUUAUAUCCUAUGUAGACUAUGCAUUAGCUCGUUGCACUUCUUCCAAAAUCAAAAAAUUCCAGCUCACUUUCGGUUGGCAGCAUGUUUACUGGUCGCAAUACAGCCAAUGGCUGGCGUUUGCUGUCGAAAAAAGAGUGGAACAUGUUGAAUUGAAGUCAUUUGGUGAUGAUUAUGACAUUUUCACAUUGCCUCAAUUCAUCUGCACUUGUUCAUCGUUGAUAACAUUGAAAUUGAUCCGUUGUGCACUUGAUAAAGAAGUAAUUAUAGCGUGGAAGUCGCUAAAGAGCUUAGUGUUGAUCGAUAUGGUGUUAGAUGGUGACGAUAUUGUGAACCUACUGUCAGGUUCUCCUGCUUUGGAAACUUUGGAAUUUAAUUUAUGCAUGGGUUUCCGUCGUCUGGAAAUUAGUUCGUCAAAUUUGAAGAGACUAAAUAUUAAAAGCUGGAGGUUGUUGGAUGUCGAAGAUGAUCAUUCCUUGGAAAUUUUUGCGCCAUAUCUUCAGCAUUUGGAGAUCUCUGGAAGUAUUUCUGAUCUCAAGUGCAGGCUACUAAAUGUAUCCUCUUUGGUCAAUGCUAAACUUACUUUCAAAAUUGAUUGCGAAAAAGAUAUUCAGGAUUGGAAUGGAUAUUAUGUCGAUGAUGCAGAGGACAGUUGUCGUGAUUAUCAUCAAUCAUUUAUCAUAGUCGUGCAAGAUUAUCUUCAAAAGUUAAGUAAUGUGACCAACCUCACAAUUGGAACAUGGUUAACAGAGGUCCUGUGCAUGCUGCAGCUCGAAGAGGUGCCAAUUCCAGAACUAAAAUGCAAAUAUCUAACGCUAGAGUUGCAUUUGAAAAAGCUUAAUUUGUAUGGGGUAGCUAGCCUUUUGCGAGCCUCGCCUCAUGUGGAGACACUCAACAUAGACAUGGCAACGAUGAGUCUUCAUGAUUCCUUCUGUCACUUUAAGUUAAGAUAUUUGGCCAAAGGAGAUAAUGUUGAUUUGCGGAGAUGGACUUCAAGCUUUGUGUGUCCCAGCCUCAAGAAUGUUAAGAUUAUCAACUCCUUGGGGGUGUGCUUGAAGGAUCAUUUCACACAGGGCUGUGACAAGCUUUUCGAACUUUCAAAAUUUCUGUUAAAGAAUGCGACUGUUUUGGAGAAGUUCUUUAUCAUAUCAAAGACAAGAAAGUGCAGGAGAUGUUCAACGGACUGUGUGUCCCGAUAUUUUUUUCAAUUGGCUGAGAAAUUGUUAGGUUGUCCAAGAUCCUCAACCAAUUCUGUGAUUAUCUUCCAAGAGUGAGCUUUCCACGACUUGACUGCAAGUAGUUUCCUGUCGCAGGAUACAAGAAAUGUUGACUUAUAUUGAGUUGUCAAAGUAUAUUUCUGUUGAUUUUAGGUUACAACUUCAUAGUUUGUUAAUCUUGAUGUACGACUUGAAAGUUCUGCAUUACCUAAAGCCUAGCUUCAUUCAUUA
Molecule: messenger RNA, 1925 nt
Organism: Nicotiana tabacum (common tobacco)
Lineage: Eukaryota; Viridiplantae; Streptophyta; Magnoliopsida; Solanales; Solanaceae
Product: F-box protein At5g03100-like
Molecular function (GO): protein binding
Source: RefSeq, a predicted model, not a curated record